CCCACUGGACAGCGAAAGGGACCGACCGUGGAGCAACGGCUCUUGAAGCCAUAGGCUGUUGGAUUUUGAUCACGCCCAGAACACUUGACUUUUUCUCUGCAAGGAUAUAUAAUAGUGGUUUUCCCUGCCCAUCUAAGAAGAAAAGGCAAUGGAGACUGAACAACAGGAAGAGACAUUCACUAACACAGAGACAAAUGGCAAACGUCCAGCAGAAGAUAUGGAGGAAGAACAGGCCUUCAAGAGAUCUCGGAACACAGAUGAGAUGGUUGAAUUACGCAUCCUUCUUCAGAGCAAAAAUGCUGGAGCAGUGAUUGGAAAAGGUGGCAAAAAUAUUAAGGCACUUCGUACAGACUACAAUGCCAGUGUUUCAGUCCCAGACAGCAGUGGCCCCGAGCGCAUCUUGAGCAUAAGCGCAGAUAUAGAGACAAUUGGAGAAAUCCUGAAGAAGAUUAUCCCUACUUUAGAAGAGUAUCAACACUACAAAGGCAGUGACUUUGACUGCGAAUUAAGACUUCUCAUUCACCAAAGUUUGGCAGGAGGAAUUAUAGGUGUCAAGGGUGCUAAAAUUAAAGAACUCAGAGAGAACACUCAGACAACCAUUAAGCUCUUCCAAGAGUGUUGUCCUCAUUCCACUGACAGAGUAGUUCUUAUUGGCGGAAAACCUGAUAGAGUUGUUGAAUGUAUUAAGAUUAUCUUGGAUCUUAUCUCUGAGUCUCCAAUAAAAGGACGGGCCCAGCCUUACGAUCCCAAUUUCUAUGAUGAAACAUACGACUACGGUGGCUUCACAAUGUUCGAUGAUCGAAGGGGACGUCCAGUAGGCUUUCCAAUGCGUGGAAGAGGAGGUUUUGAUCGAAUGCCUCCUGGUCGUGGUGGACGACCUAUGCCUCCAUCAAGAAGAGAUUAUGAUGAUAUGAGCCCUCGCAGAGGACCUCCACCACCUCCACCAGGUCGUGGUGGUAGAGGUGGCAGCAGAGCUCGUAAUCUUCCCCUUCCUCCUCCACCACCUCCUCGUGGCGGAGAUCUCAUGGCCUAUGACCGAAGGGGCAGACCAGGAGACCGUUACGAUGGCAUGAUGAUGCAGUGUCAUGUGGAUGCCUGUGAUGAUAUGCAACCACCAGAGUUGUUUGAGGGUGGCUCUGGAUAUGACUAUCCUUAUGCAGGGGGACGUGGUACAUACGGAGAUCUUGGGGGACCUAUUAUCACAACACAAGUAACAAUUCCCAAAGAUUUGGCAGGAUCUAUUAUUGGAAAGGGAGGACAAAGAAUCAAACAAAUACGUCAUGAAUCAGGAGCUUCGAUCAAAAUUGAUGAACCAUUAGAAGGCUCAGAAGAUCGGAUAAUAACUAUUACGGGAACACAGGACCAGAUACAAAAUGCACAGUAUUUACUGCAGAACAGUGUGAAGCAGUAUGCAGAUGUUGAAGGAUUCUAAUGCAAGAUUAUUUUUUCUUUUUUAUAGUGUGAAGCAGUAUUCUGGAAAGUUUUUCUAAGACUAGUGAAGAACUGAAGGAGUCCUGCACCUUUUUUUUUUUAAUCUGCUUCUGUUUAAAAAGCCAACAUUCCUCUGCUUCAUAGGUGUUCUGCAUUUGAGGUGUAGUGGAAUAUUUGCUGUCCACCAGAUGUCAUGUUUUAGUUCCUUACAAAUACCUGGCGGGGGGAGGGAAAGGGGGCACGAGACUAACAUGGGAAUUUUGAAGCAGCAGCAGAGAGAGUGGAUUUAAUUUUUGUUCACUGUCGGUGGUAAACCGUAAUGUUUUUCUGUAAUUGUUGUGAAUGCCCUGCUUUAUGUACACUCUCUUUU
This is a messenger RNA of Dryobates pubescens (Downy woodpecker), 1801 nucleotides long. It is a transcript of the gene HNRNPK, whose product is annotated as heterogeneous nuclear ribonucleoprotein K. Gene Ontology annotation, cellular component: cytoplasm; nucleus. The transcript has 16 exons. Gene Ontology annotation, molecular function: mRNA binding. The coding region runs from base 149 to 1432 and encodes 427 amino acids. Gene Ontology annotation, biological process: regulation of transcription by RNA polymerase II; regulation of mRNA splicing, via spliceosome. The record is from RefSeq and is a predicted model, not a curated record. Lineage: Eukaryota; Metazoa; Chordata; Aves; Piciformes; Picidae.